AUGCGUGUGUGCGACCCAGCCCUUUUCCGAUCGGAUCGGUUCAAACGCGCGCUGCGUGGUGGUGUGCACGUGGACAGCAACCGAUUUGUGGGGACUAGCAACACGCACGCACAGCCACAUCGGGCGCGUUUUGCCAAACGCGUGUUGGCGCGUUCGCACAUCACGGAACGCCCUAUCGAGCAUUUGCGUUUGCACUGUGGCCGCCUCGUACCCCACGGUUAA
This is a messenger RNA of Dicrocoelium dendriticum, 222 nucleotides long. NCBI's taxonomy places the organism in Eukaryota, Metazoa, Platyhelminthes, Trematoda, Plagiorchiida, Dicrocoeliidae. The record is from the annotation of a GenBank genome assembly.